Fusarium pseudograminearum CS3096 is the source of this 1530-nucleotide messenger RNA. RefSeq lists its product as uncharacterized. Gene Ontology annotation, molecular function: iron ion binding; heme binding; oxidoreductase activity, acting on paired donors, with incorporation or reduction of molecular oxygen. The coding region runs from base 1 to 1530 and encodes 509 amino acids. NCBI's taxonomy places the organism in Eukaryota, Fungi, Ascomycota, Sordariomycetes, Hypocreales, Nectriaceae. The record is from RefSeq and is a predicted model, not a curated record. The transcript has 3 exons.
AUGGCCAUGUUCACUGUCCUUCCCUUGAUCUGGAUCGCCCCCUUGGGCUUGGUCGCUUUGUUCUUCUACUACAUCAUUCCCUACUUCUGGAACUACAGCCAUCUGCGUAGCAUUCCUGGUCCACUAUUUGCUCGCCUUUCCAAUUGGUGGCUUGUGUAUGCAUGCAGAGAAAAGUCACGUUGGAAAUACGUAAACGAUGCGCAUACACGUUACGGUCCGGUGGUUCGCAUUCAACCAAACCACGUCAGUAUCGCAGAUGAGGAAGUCAUCAAUGCGAUCUAUGGCCAUGGAAAUGGGAUGCUGAAAUCAUCCUUCUAUGAUGCUUCUGUCAUUACUACCUACAGCAUCUUCACGUCUAGAGAUCGUGCUGAGCAUUCUCGAAAGAGAAAGGUUGUGUCGCACAGCUUCGCACCUCAGUCUAUGCGAAACUUUGAGCCAUUUAUCCAGCAGCAUCUCAGUGUCUUCUUGCAGAAAUGGGAUGCCAUGGCAGCCAACGAAGCAAAGUUUGACGGAUAUGCGGACGUUGAAUCCCGUCUUUGGCUCAACUAUCUUGUCCUUGAUAUCAUCGGUGAUCUCGCCUUUGGUGCCCCCUUCGGUGUUCUAGCAAAAGGUUCAGAAGUCGUAGACUUUGAAACAGAAAAAGGCCCAAGCUCUCUACCCGUCAUCACCAGUCUCAGCACCAGAAGUGAGAUUGCGGCUACGGUUGGAGCAUUGCCCGAACUCAAGCCUUACCUCAAGUGGAGUCCUGAUCCUUUCUUCCGUACUGGUUUCAACGGCAUGAUCAACCUACGCACUCUUGGCACAUCUCGCAUUACGGACAGACUGAACAACCCGCCCGGUGAUGAGCGUGAGAAGGAUCUUCUUGAACGUGUGCGUGAGGGUCGAGAUCACAAGGGCCAGCCAUUCGGAAAGGGAGAGCUCAUCGCUGAAGCCCUGACUGUGCUCAUUGCCGGAACUGAUACAACAAGCAGCACCAUGGCAGCGUUACUGUAUCAUGUGGUACGAACACCUGGUGUAUUGAAGAAGCUGCAAGCCGAGUUGGAUGAAGCUAUCCCAGCCGAUGUAUCAAUCCCCUCUUUUGAAAUGGUCAAGAACUUGAAGUACCUCGGUUUUGUUGUCAACGAGGCUUUGAGACAUCACUCCACCAUCAGCCUCGGUCUUCCUCGCAUAGUCCCCGAAAAGGGCAACGGCGUCACAAUUGCCGGAUACCACUUCGCCCCUGGUACUGUUCUCAGCAUCCCAAUCUACACUGUUCAUCAUCUCAAGGAGGUGUGGGGACCGGAUGCGGAUGAGUUUAAACCAGAGAGAUGGGAGGAUGUAACGCAACGACAGAAACAGGCUUUCAUCCCGUUUAGUCAUGGUCCUCGGGCUUGUCUUGGUCGGAACCUUGCCGAGAUGGAACUCAAGGUCAUCACUGCCACUUGGGCAAGACGGUAUGACUUGAUCAUGAGGGAUGACACGAUGGAGAUUUUGGAGGGCUUGGCUAGGAAGCCUGAGGCUGUGAAUGUUGGAAUUAGACGUCGGAUGUAG